Messenger RNA from Oppiella nova, 2481 nucleotides. NCBI's taxonomy places the organism in Eukaryota, Metazoa, Arthropoda, Arachnida, Sarcoptiformes, Oppiidae. The record is from the annotation of a GenBank genome assembly.
AUGUUUAAGAACCCAUUUAAACGGAGUAAAUCAAUGGCAACUGAGCAGAAUCAAGAAGCCCAAGAUAUUCAAAACGAGCAAGCCGAACAGCAAACUCAGGCUGAAAAUGAACAGGUUGAAGUUACCGUUGAAGCUUUACAGGCUCAAAUCAGUCAUCUUGAAGAGAGCUUAAAACUCGAAAAAGCACGUACUGCAAAUGCAGUUUAUGAAGCACAAAAAAGUGUAGAACGUAUUCAACGUGAUGCUGAAAAGCAUAAAGACAUUGUGUUAGAAAAGUUUGCGAAAGAAUUAUUAAAUUCUGUCGACAACCUUGAACGUGCAAUUCUUGCAGGUGGUGAUGAAGAAACACCUGUACUCGAAGGCGUAAAACUGACUUUGAAAUCACUUCUCACCACUUUAGAAAAAUUCGGUGUUGUUGAAGCAGACACAACCAAUGGUUUUAACGCUGACUUACAUCAAGCUGUCGGGAUCGACCCAAAUGCACAAGCCAACCAAAUUGGCACAGUUUUGCAAAAAGGCUACACCUUAAAUGGUCGACUACUUCGCCCUGCAAUGGUGAUGGUUGGUACAACGAAUUCAUGUGUUGCUGUACUUGAAGGCGAUAAAGUUAAAGUGAUUGAAAAUGCUGAAGGUACCCGUACAACACCUUCUAUCGUUGCAUAUAAAGAUGGCGAAAUUCUUGUGGGUCAAUCUGCUAAACGUCAAGCAGUGACCAACCCUAAGAAUACAUUAUUCGCAAUCAAGCGUUUAAUUGGUCGUAAGUAUCAAGACCAAGCAGUACAAAAAGAUAUCGGUAUUGCACCAUUCAAAAUCAUCAAAGCUGAUAAUGGUGAUGCUUGGGUUGAAGUAAACGACAAAAAACUUGCGCCGCAACAGAUCUCUGCAGAAAUUUUGAAAAAAAUGAAAAAAACUGCGGAAGAUUAUUUAGGUGAAACAGUAACAGAAGCUGUUAUUACAGUUCCUGCUUACUUCAAUGAUGCACAACGUCAAGCAACAAAAGAUGCUGGUCGUAUUGCUGGUCUAGAAGUUAAACGUAUCAUUAACGAACCAACUGCUGCUGCACUUGCGUUCGGUAUGGACAAAAAAGAAGGCGACCGUAAAGUUGCUGUAUAUGACUUAGGUGGUGGUACAUUUGACGUAUCAAUCAUUGAAAUCGCUGACUUAGAUGGCGACCAACAAAUCGAAGUAUUGUCAACCAAUGGUGAUACAUUCCUUGGUGGUGAAGACUUUGAUAAUGCAUUGAUCGACUAUUUGGUUGAAGAGUUCAAGAAAGAGCAAAACUUCAACUUGAAACAAGAUCCACUUGCAUUACAACGUUUAAAAGAAGCAGCUGAAAAAGCUAAAAUUGAGCUUUCUUCAUCUAAUUCGACUGAAAUUAACUUGCCAUACAUCACUGCGGAUGCAACUGGUCCUAAACACUUAGUGAUGAAUGUAACACGUGCCAAACUAGAAGGUUUAGUUGCUGAUUUAGUUGCGCGUACAAUUGAGCCUUGCCGUAUCGCACUUAAAGAUGCAGGUCUUUCGACUUCUGACAUCUCUGACGUGAUCUUGGUUGGUGGUCAAUCACGUAUGCCAAUGGUUCAACAGAAAGUACAAGAGUUCUUUGGUAAAGAACCUCGUAAAGAUGUGAACCCGGAUGAAGCUGUUGCAAUUGGUGCUGCAAUUCAAGGUGCGGUAUUGUCUGGUGACAAAACUGACGUACUUUUACUUGACGUAACACCAUUAACACUUGGUAUCGAAACCAUGGGUGGCGUAUUAACUGCAAUUAUUGAGAAAAACACCACGAUUCCUGCGAAGAAAUCUCAAGUGUUUUCUACAGCAGCAGAUAACCAACCAGCGGUAGAUAUUUCAGUUUACCAAGGUGAACGUAAAAUGGCUCAACAAAACAAAUUGUUGGGUAACUUCCAAUUAGGCGACAUUCCACCUGCGCCACGUGGUGUGCCACAAAUUGAAGUAUCGUUCGACAUCAAUGCUGAUGGUAUUUUAAAAGUAUCAGCAAAAGACAAGAGCACUGGUAAAGAACAAUCGAUCCAGAUCAAAGCAAACUCUGGUUUGUCUGAUGCUGAAAUCGAAGCAAUGAUCAAAGAUGCUGAAGCAAAUGCUGAAGAAGAUCGUAAGUUUGAAGAGCUUGCAAAAGCACGUAACGAAGCUGAUGCUUUAGUUGCUUCUGCAAACAAAGCUGUGAAAGAUCUUGGCGAACAAGUCACUGCUGAUGAAAAAACUGCAAUUGAAGCAGCAGUUUCUGAGUUAGAAGUGACUGCAAAAGAAAAUGAUGUUGAUGCAAUUAAAGCUAAAACUGAAGCUUUACAAAACAUCAUUAUGCCGAUCACUCAACGUGCUUAUGAAGCAGCUCAAGGUCAAGGCGGCGCUGAAGGCUUCGAUCCUAACCAAUUCGGUGGUGAUGCAGGCCAACAACAGCAAAAAGCUGAUGAUGGCGUUGUAGAUGCUGAAUUCACUGAAGUUAAAGAUGACAAAAAAUAA